Molecule: messenger RNA, 768 nt
Organism: Didymosphaeria variabile
Lineage: Eukaryota; Fungi; Ascomycota; Dothideomycetes; Pleosporales; Didymosphaeriaceae
Exons: 2
Coding region: 1-768 (255 amino acids)
Molecular function (GO): oxidoreductase activity, acting on the CH-OH group of donors, NAD or NADP as acceptor
Source: RefSeq, a predicted model, not a curated record
AUGUUGAAAUGGAUCUUGGCGGCAUGCCUCGUUCUCGAGAUUAACAGCUUUCUCAACUCAUGGGCCGAGAAUCGCUGGAUGUUUACCAGCGACAAGAGUUCGUGGCAGUGGAACAAAGAAUCUGCUGUUGUCACUGGAGGCUCAAAUGGCAUCGGUGCUGCUGUGGUGAAGCAACUGAUAUCCCAUGGUGUAAGGGUCGCCGUUCUUGACAUUGAGCCGUUGUCCGAAGCUUUCCAGAACGGUAACUCGAGCAGCAUUCUCGAUCUCUCGCCAAAGCUUCUGCAGACCCUGGUCAACCUCAAUCUGGUCAGUCACUGGUACACGGUGCAAGAGUUCCUCCCAGACAUGAUUGCCAAAAAGAAAGGACACAUAAUGGCAACCGCCAGCAUGGCCGCCUUCGUCGCCAUGGCAAACUCUGGGGACUACGCUGCCACCAAAGCUGGUCUGAUAGCUUUUCAUGAGACCUUGACACAAGAAUUGAAGCAUCGAUAUAAAUGCCCUCAGAUCAAGACUUCGAUCGUCUAUCCCAUGUGGACUAGGACUCGCUUGAUUGCCACGAUACAGGAACAGUUCGGCAGCACAUUGAAAGAACCUGAGGACAUCGCAAAGAUCAUGGUAGGCCAGAUCAUUUCAGCCAAAAGUGGGCAAUUAGUCUUAGGACCAAAGCUUGCACCACUCGUACGCGCAAUGCCUAUGUGGCUACAGGAACUCAUACGCGACGGUCAAGCUCACGUCGUCACUGGAAAUGCAACAAGCGCUGUCGAUUAG